GGUGAGCGCGGUGCGGGGACGUGUCGGGUGGGCUGGGGGGCCCGUGCCCCGGCUUGGGCGAGCUCAGCCGUUGCCCCGGUCUCCGCAGGCCCCUCCCCGCGCGGUCAGGAGGAGCGUCCUUGCGGUCCCCCUGCGCGCAGCUCCUGACCAGCCUGAGGAGGGGCCGGCCCAAGAUUGAAAGCCGGGUGUCUGGGACCCACGGCUGGCAGGUGGCGGGUGCACAUACAGCGGAGUGGAACGCUGUGCGAGAAGGAAUGGUGCUUUCCAGGCCUGCUCUUUUGCCGUCCACAAGGCCCGUAAUGCUCUGAUUUGAUGAGGCUCACACUCCGACAGCUAAAAUAUAUUUUUGUGGUUGGCCUGGGAGCCAAGCAGGUGUGGCAGUUCUGCAGCUGAGGCACCUGCCCCAAAAGCGCAAGACGACUCCUUCCUCCAGUGGUUCCUGCUUGUUAUUCCUGUGACUGCCUUUGGCCUGGGGACAUGGCAGGUCCAACGUCGAAAGUGGAAGCUACAGCUGAUCGCAGAGCUGGAGUCUAGAGUUGCGGCCGAGCCCAUCCCCCUGCCAGCAGAAUGCAUUGUUCCUGAGGGAUCCCCCACAGUGCUGAUGGGCCCCCUGUAGCAGUAAUCGGUACCUGCCCAAUGGAACUGAAGAAUCUGGAGUACAGGCCAGUGAAGGUCAGGGGGCACUUCGACCACUCCAAGGAGCUGUACAUGAUGCCUCGGACCAUGGUGGACCCUGCCCGGGAGGCCCGGGAGGCCGGCCGUCUCUCUUCCUCGCCCGAGACUGGUGCCUACGUCAUCACCCCUUUCCACUGCACUGACCUGGGAAUCACCAUCCUGGUAAAUAGAGGGUUUGUCCCCAGGAAGAAGGUAAAUCCUGAUACACGGCAGAAAGGCCAGAUUCUGGGAGAAGUAGACCUAGUUGGGAUGGUGAGGCUGACAGAAACUAGAAAGCCCUUUGUCCCGGAGAACAAUCCAGAAAGGAACCACUGGCAUUACCGGGACCUGGAGGCCAUGGCCAGGCUCACGGGCGCAGACCCCAUCUUCAUUGACGCAGACUUCCAGAGCACAGUCCCUGGAGGACCCAUUGGAGGCCAAACGCGAGUCGCUCUGAGGAAUGAGCACAUGCAGUACAUCAUCACCUGGUAUGGACUCUGUGCAGCUACAUCCUACCUGUGGUUUAAGAAAUUCCUACGUCGGACUCCUGGUGUGUGAGAUUAAGCUGAUGAGCUGAAGGGCUGCUAUAAUCAGGGAGUCACUGAUUUCUGAGCUUUGUUUUUAUAUGGGAUCCGGUACAGUUGGUAUAAAUAAAUCUCUACACCUGUUGUUUGCCUGCC
Molecule: messenger RNA, 1334 nt
Organism: Ailuropoda melanoleuca (giant panda)
Lineage: Eukaryota; Metazoa; Chordata; Mammalia; Carnivora; Ursidae
Gene: SURF1
Product: SURF1 cytochrome c oxidase assembly factor
Exons: 10
Coding region: 637-1212 (191 amino acids)
Biological process (GO): mitochondrial respiratory chain complex IV assembly
Cellular component (GO): mitochondrion; membrane
Source: RefSeq, a predicted model, not a curated record